AAAAGACAGAGUUCAACUCCUCGCCGUCGCAGAGUGCUGCUGGGAGGCUGGUUCGGUUGCGUGCGAAGAGGGAAAAGGAGGGAAAUAAAACAAGAAACAAGAAACAGAAAAGGGAGCGAACCCGCAGCUACUUAAAACAAUUCUAAGAGGAGCGGAGCAAGAGCGGCGUUGGAGACGGCGGGAAGCAGGGGCAGGCUGCGCGCUCCCGAGGCCCGGCGAAGAGGAAGGAUGAUAAACGUGGUGCUCCUGUGGCUGGUGGCCCUUUGCUUCCAGGCUGCUGUCCCGCAAACUACAAAUCUGAACCUUCCCCCUGAAGACCUUGAUUCAUCUGGUGAUGAGGAAGAUGCAUUCUCAGGUUCAGGUGCAGGUCCCCUGACUGAUCAGUCUCGCACCUGGAAAAUCCCAGGAGAAUCAACUAAUUCCUCAAUAGUGGCAGCAUCAGUGGAUUUCAGUGAACAGCCAUUUCAUGGGAUUGAGAGCAGAACUGAAAAGGAAGCAGUGUCUCCUUCUGCAACCAGUAAUCCAGUGACAGAGAAACCAGUUGUAGCUGUGAGGGACGAAUUAUCCAUCCUGGGCUCACCUGAUGGGAAACCAACAAGCCAUGUAGUCACAACAACAGUGAGAAGUCCCACUGCUCACUUUCCUUCCGUGGUUCAUGUGACUCCUUCAGAAGCCCCUGCUGUGGUCCAUGAGCUUGAGCCUCAAAUCCCCAGCUCUGAUGUGCCAGACACCAAGGAUGUCCCUGAGCCCCACUCUACUGUCCAUGGUGAGGGCGAGGUGGCUGCCACUGCUGCGGCCACAGCUCCGGGGGAUGUCGCUCCUACACAUGAGGAGGUUUCUGAAGUUGGCUCUGGAGACCCGGGAGACUUCAUCUUGACUAAAGACGAGGAAUUUCUCCCCACCCAGAACUCAGAAGUACUGGCUGACUCUGAGAGGAAUGCCAAAGCAGCAGGAGCCUCAGGGAUUAUGGACAGAAAAGAAGUUCUUGGAGGUGUUAUUGCUGGAGGACUUGUAGGCUUGGUGUUUGCAGUGUUUCUAGUUGCAUUUAUGCUGUACAGAAUGAAGAAAAAAGAUGAAGGCAGCUAUUCACUGGAUGAACCAAAACAGUCUAAUGGAGGAUACCAAAAACCACACAAACAAGAGGAAUUCUAUGCAUAAACACUGAUCUUCAGGACACUUCUUAUUCCAUCUUUCUUGGACUCUUCUCUCCCUGCACGUGGACCUCCUAGUGUGCUUUGCAUUAAACUUAAGCCAUAUGAUCAUUGGGUUAUUUGCCCUUAACCACUUUGCCAUUGGAAAUUUUUAAACUACAAAGUAGAUCUGGAUUCAUUGAACAUUCCCUGCUUUCUUGCA
This is a messenger RNA of Zonotrichia leucophrys gambelii, 1353 nucleotides long. It is a transcript of the gene SDC1, whose product is annotated as syndecan 1. Gene Ontology annotation, cellular component: membrane; cell surface. The transcript has 5 exons. Lineage: Eukaryota; Metazoa; Chordata; Aves; Passeriformes; Passerellidae. The coding region runs from base 229 to 1158 and encodes 309 amino acids. Gene Ontology annotation, biological process: cell migration. The record is from RefSeq and is a predicted model, not a curated record.